AUUCCAUAGUCACAUAUGUCACUAAUUGUGUACUUAGCCAGAUACUGCUACUCAAUCAAUUGAGUCAAUAUUUUGGAUUGACGCUUGAAAAUCGAACAAGAGCAUGAAGAAACAAAAGAAAGACUCCAAAAUUUAGAAGAUGUAGUAUCAUUGGUUUUAAAUACCGUGGGUUCAACGGCUAAUCAAUCUGAAAUUGAUGACCUUACAAUUGAUGGUAAAAGUAAGAUACGAUAGUUUGGUUAUUAGUGAAAAAGUAUGAUGUGAUAGGUAGGGUAUGAAAAAGUAUGGGUAAAAUUGGUUUUUUAAUAGAAAAAUGAAGUGCUUUUAGGAAUUGAAAAAAAAUGAAAGAAGAAGGAUUUUAAGAAAGGGAGGGAGUAUUAUACAUUGCAUUUGAUAAUAAGGUGUCAUGUAGAAUUAGGAAGAUUGGUAGGGAACGUCAAAUGAAGGCUAUAAAUAGGGAGUAUUUCAUUAUUCAAUCAAAUACGGAGUACAAAUAUACAACACACUUGCUUUCAAUUCAAGAUGUCCGACAACAACAAUUCAAACAAGAGGGUGAGGAGGGGCCGACAAAGGAUCCCUCUCACAAAGAUUGAGAACGAUGUUCACCGACAAGUCACAUUCUCGAAGCGCCGGUCUGGCGUGUUCAAGAAAGCCAGUGAACUGUCCACUCUGUGCGGCGUCGACAUCGCCAUGGUCAUAUUCUCGCCCACGAACAAAGCUUACACUUUCGGCAACCCCAGUUUGAACGCCGUUCUCAACCGGUACUUUGGGGAAAACCCAAAUGCCAGAGCCAACGUCACGGGCGACAUUAUCCGUGCUCGCCACGAGGCCAUCGUGGGCUCCAUGACACCCCAGAUCAGCGAAAUGGAGUCAAUGAUUCGCGAUCUGACGAACGAAAACCACGCGUUGUGCGAGGCCGAGAAAAACCGGCCUUCUGUUCCUGAUCUCCAAGAACCGGAGUUAGAACGUAUGAAGAACAGCUUGGAAAUGCUUCGAAACCAAGUGGUUGAAAAACUGAACCAACUCCAUUUCAAUCAAUACCCCGCCGGUCAUUCUGGUUUUCAGGGGCCAUAGCAUGGGACUAAACCAUGUUGCAGAUG
Molecule: messenger RNA, 1100 nt
Organism: Cuscuta campestris
Lineage: Eukaryota; Viridiplantae; Streptophyta; Magnoliopsida; Solanales; Convolvulaceae
Source: the annotation of a GenBank genome assembly